Ceratina calcarata is the source of this 1371-nucleotide messenger RNA. RefSeq names its product Thymidylate synthase (gene Ts). Lineage: Eukaryota; Metazoa; Arthropoda; Insecta; Hymenoptera; Apidae. Gene Ontology annotation, cellular component: mitochondrion; cytosol. The coding region runs from base 10 to 1170 and encodes 386 amino acids. The record is from RefSeq and is a predicted model, not a curated record. Gene Ontology annotation, molecular function: thymidylate synthase activity. Gene Ontology annotation, biological process: dTMP biosynthetic process. The transcript is spliced from 4 exons.
GGAGCCGGCAUGUCUGCAGUUUUUCCCGCGCAUUUCUAUUGUCGAGUGUCGAAAACCUGUUGUCGGACCGUGUCGUGCGAAAAGGUUCUAUCCGUAGGUAUUCUAUUACAUACAUACCAGUUGAAACGGUUGAAACUGGAAAGUCACUCGUUUCACGUGAUCGUGUGCUUGUUCGAAUCGCGUACGGGAACAAUGGGUGAAAGAGAGUCGUGUUCCUCGCGUGAAAUUCCUGUCUCGGACGAUGUUAAGCAGGACGAGUAUGCGAUAAGCAUCGGCGGGCGCAGUGGUGACCGCCGCGAGAAAGAACACGAGGAAUAUCAGUAUUUACGUUUAACGGAAAAGAUAAUACGAGAAGGGGCGAAAAAGAACGAUCGUACCGGGGUGGGUACCUUGUCCAUUUUUGGGACUCAAAUGCGAUUCGAUUUACGAGACGACGUGUUUCCAUUAUUGACCACGAAGAGGGUGUUUUGGAAAGGCGUGGUAGAGGAAUUGUUAUGGUUCAUCAGAGGAUCGACGAAUGCCAAAGAGUUGUCCGACAAAGGCGUUCGUAUAUGGGAUGCAAACGCCUCGCGUUCGUUCUUAGACGCUUGCGGGUUUACGGAUAGAGAGGAGGGCGAUUUGGGACCAAUUUAUGGGUUUCAAUGGCGGCAUUUCGGCGCGGAAUACAAAGACGCGCGUACGGAUUACACUGGACAAGGCGUCGAUCAAUUGAGAGAAGUUAUAGACAAGAUACGAAAUUCUCCUAACGACCGAAGAAUCAUAAUGUCGGCGUGGAAUCCGAUCGACUUACCAAAAAUGACCCUGCCUCCUUGCCACUGUUUCGCACAGUUUUACGUGAACGAAGGAGAAUUGUCCUGUCAAAUGUAUCAGAGAAGCGCGGAUAUGGGUCUGGGCGUACCGUUCAAUAUAGCAUCUUACGCUCUGUUAACGCGCAUGCUGGCACAAGUUACGAAUUUAAAGCCAGCCGAAUUUAUACUCACGAUGGGCGACUGUCACGUUUACCUCAAUCACGUGUCCGCGCUCGAAGAACAGAUCAAACGCGAGCCAACACGGUUUCCGCGGCUAACAAUCGCUCGAGACGUUCCGAGCAUCGAAGAUUUCGACACGAAUGAUUUCGAGCUGCACGGAUACGAGCCGCAUCCAAAAAUUUAUAUGCCGAUGGCCGUUUGACCAUCGGGUCUCGACGACGAACGAACGACCAACGGAACGGCGGAUUCACCUAAAUGCGCUUGUCCGCGUAUACCAUCAUUUCAUCGUGCGCGAGAGAUACGAUACGGUCCAAGUAAGAAUACGUUUAAAAUUCAUUAGUUUUAUCAUUUUUAAACCGUAUCUACAUUUCGUUUCCUAAUAAAAAUUAUGAUUUUAUUAUUA